Messenger RNA from Contarinia nasturtii (swede midge), 12036 nucleotides. It is a transcript of the gene puf, whose product is annotated as ubiquitin carboxyl-terminal hydrolase puf. Gene Ontology annotation, molecular function: cysteine-type endopeptidase activity; cysteine-type deubiquitinase activity. The record is from RefSeq and is a predicted model, not a curated record. Gene Ontology annotation, cellular component: cytosol; nucleus. Gene Ontology annotation, biological process: protein deubiquitination. The transcript is spliced from 22 exons. NCBI's taxonomy places the organism in Eukaryota, Metazoa, Arthropoda, Insecta, Diptera, Cecidomyiidae. The coding region runs from base 179 to 11557 and encodes 3792 amino acids.
UCGAUUUGAAUAGCAUUUGUUUUAAGUUAAUUGCAUUUGCGACAACAUUGAACAAUUGAAAUUUUUCAUUAAAAUCAUUUGUACAUUUUUCCAAAUCGUUGUAUUAUCCUGUUCGAAAGAGAAAAAAUAUAAUAAAAAUAUAUAUGGCACUAAUGCAUAAACAAUCGCAGUCCAUAAAAUGUGUGACGUUUGUGUGGAAUUUCUAAGCCUCCUCGUUUCUUACGAAUCGAGAGUAAGUUGCAUUGGACCGAAGCAGCCAAAUCUCAGCAAACAUGAAGUUGAAAUUAUUUUCGGAUACAUACAAACCUGGCAACAACGACAAUGCAUGUGCUGUUAUCGCGAUAUCAAAAAUUUUGAACGAUUUCAGUUGGUUGUACAAUCGAUGAUCUGUUUGUCAAUAGUUCAACUGAAAAAUAUCGAAAAACUAGUUGUAGAUCAUAAUAAUAGGAUAUCAUCACAUCCGUCGCCAUCAACGUCACAAAAUCAAAAUGCUCUAUCAGCAAAGUCAGUCAGGCCUCCUUUGCUUGAGACACCGCCACACUUGAAGCCAAUCUUAUUGAAUUUCAGACCUGAAUUGGAUAAAACUCAAAAUGAGGCUGUAUCGUGUGAUAAGCAUGUGAAAGUUAAUAGUGGCGAUAGUGGCGAUAGCGGCGGAGCUACUAACAAUGAAUUGGUUAAAUCGAAUGCGGAUGCUCCGGUGGCGGCGAGUAACGAUGAUGCUAAUUUUACGGUGAAUACAACAGACAACGAUAAAAAAGACGACAACGGCGACCAUGACACCAAAAAUGCUGCUGAUAGUAGCACAGCUAAAAAAUCAUCGACAAAUGCAACAGACGACGAAGAACCAAGCGGCAGUGAUACAGCAAAAAAGGCUGACAGUCAAAACACAGACAAAAAUGAAACAAACACAAACAGCAGCAGUAGCAGUAGCAGUAACAGUAGCAAUAGUACUUCAUCGAUUUUAGCAAAAAUCAAUGAAACAUGGACAUUGCCCGAAUUUGAAAGACUGCUGAUAUUGCUUGCCAAAGCAUUUCUAUUAAAUUUUCCGCUGUACAUUGCGUACAAACAUGCUGUGCAACGUUUAGACGAAAUUUCACCACAAGAUGCACAAAAUUUGAGCAUUUAUUGCGAUUUACAUGAAAACGAAAUGCCCAUUUAUUUAUUGCGAAAUGUAACACUAUUCUGUACAGCACAUGGUUUCAAUCAUUUGAGUGAUUGCUUUGAUGUGCCACACUUGCCCGUAUCGACAGCGCACGCAAUAACAGCCGUUGUGUCAAAUUUAAAAUUGUGGCUAAAUUAUCGUAGUAUCGUUACGUUAUUUGUACCGAUUCGUUCAAAAAUCUUGCAGUACAUGUGCAAAUUGGCCGAUCAAGACUUACGAUCACCAGCUACGAAAUCAAUGGCUGACUUCAUGUGGACCGCUAUCAAAGAUCCAUUGGACACACAAAUCACAUUCGACACCGAUGGUCUGGCAUUGGCAUUCAAAUACUUUACAUCGACAACGCUUACAAUGCGUUUGGCUGGUAUGGCACAAAUCAACGCACAUAUUAAUUUAUUCAACGAUAUUUGUACAUCGGAAACGGUAGCUGAAGUUGAAAUUGUCGGUCAGAAAUUAUCCGAUUGGCUCAUCGAAAAUAAAAUCAUAAACCAUUUGUUCGGUCCAAAUUUGCAUGUUGAAGUGAUCAAACAAUCACCAAUUGUGUUACGUUUUUUAGCGGUUGAAAAUCAAAUCACCGAAGAGCAUUUGAAUUUGAUUUGGCAAGCGGCUCAACUAAAACAUUGCUCAAAAGCUAUUUACGAUGUGUUGCCACCACUAGUUAAAAAUUUAUCACUACAACCAGCGCUUCACAUGUAUUCAUUGCUGUGCCACUUGGAUCCAAAAGAACAUACCGAACAAAGCAUAUUCACCGCAUCAACGUUGAUCAAAAUGAUUUGGUUGCGUGAUGGAUCGCGUCAACAAAUUGUCGAUAUGCCCAGUUCGGCUGCAUUGCUUGCGGCAAAUGUUGGCUCUAGUUCAGAAAAUAGCGUUAGCAUCGAUGGCAGCAAUAGCGAUGAAGAGCAUCCAGACGAUGAUAGUUCAGAUGGCCAUAAAAGUGCGAUUGAUAUUGAAGUUGGCUCUGACUCCGGACCCACACCAUGCAAACAACCAAGACAUAAAAACUGCUGCGAAGAAACUACUGAUGACAGUAGUAAAAUCGAAGACAUCACUGAUGAAAAUGAGGCUGAAAACUUUGAUGCGGCUAUAAGCCGUAUAAAUCGUAGAUUAGUAGCACCCCUAAAUGCAAGUAGUAGUGAAGAUGGAAUUGGCGAACCAGAUGCUCAUGCUCGUAAAAAAAUUCGUAAACGUCGUAAGAUGCGUGCCGUCAUUUCGGCAAAAUCUCAGCUGCAAGGAAUCGAAGCAAUUUCAGAUGGUGACACUGACGAAGCGGUUGAUAUAAAUGACAGUGAUGACUGUAGUGAAUCACAGAUCCAAUCAGCGAUGCUGGGUCAUUUGCAUGCAAAAGCGCCAUUCAUUAACACGAUGGCCAAUAAUCAUUUGAUUGGUAUGUUAAGUGGAGGUGAAAAUGAUGGUAGUUAUUCAUCGCCGUUAAGUCAAAAAUCCGGUAAAAAUAUGGCCGAUUUUGAUGAUGAUGAUUCACCGUGCGAAGAAGAGCUCGCACAAUUAGCGGCAAGUACACAUUGUCUGGCUGCAUUUGCCGCAUCAUCACGAAAUAUGACACAAAAUGUGUUGAACAAUGCAUUGACUGCCAAAUCAUCGAGAAAUUCAUCGAGAACUACAACCGAAAAUGUUCGAACAAAUCUAAUGACUGCCAAUGAAGUAUCACAACCAUGCAAUAUUCUCUUAUGGGAUUUGCUUAUGGAUGACAAAAUCGGUCAACUCGGCGAAUCUAUGGCCAUUGAAACCGAAAAGGCUCUUCGAGCUCUAUUGUGCUUCAAUACAGAGAAAAAUAUUCGUACAAAAUUCAUUGAAAGUUGUUUGCAAAAUUUAGCAGCAAAUCGUAGUGUUGUGGUGAGUUUGAGACUUUUGCCCAAUUUAUUGGCAUCGUUUCAACAAUUUCGCGCCAUUGAUACGCAUCAAGUGACAAUGUGGGCAGAACGAAAUCAUAAAAUGAUGUAUCAUUUCUUCAAUAAUUUGAAAGUGUACGCAAAUCUAGUAAAAACUCCACAAAAUGUGUUGCCUUUAAAUCAAAAUGGCCAAACAAUGUAUUCGCAUAUGACGCAGGUGCAAGUUCGUUUAGAUUUUCUCACAUCAAUAUUCAGCACAAUUGGUUCGCCAGAAAAUUUCCGCCUGAGUUUGGAUCAAGUUGAUCAGCUAUGGUCAUGGUUGGCAAACGAUUGUGAAUGUUCUGAUUGUUUAUUUGCCUGGUUGCAAGGACAAGCGAAAAAUUCCGAACAACAUGCCCUCGGAAUUGAGGCGCUCCAACAUCUCUAUUUGAAAAAAUUGCCCGAAUUAAGACCCGAAGAUAUAUCAAUGGUUGGCUUAGGUCUGAUUCAAACGCUGUGCAGUUUGGCACGUGUCGCCGCUCAUUAUGAUGCAACACCGUCAGACUUAUCGCUGGACGCCGUUGGAAUGGGUCAUUUAUGGAAAAUUGCACUACGAGCAACAAAUACAGAUGUAUCUCUAGCGGCCAUUCAAUACAUCAACUCCUAUUACAUGGGCCAACAAUUGAAAAUGGAGAAAGAGUUUGUCGCCCAUUGUAUGAACCAUUUAAAACAAGCUUCCGAAGAUUUAAAUAGUAAUCGAUGCCAAGAGAAGGCUUUGAUGUGUGUGCAACGAGCUUUGAUGUUAUUGAAUACACAUUUGGACACGUUUCGUCGACGAUAUGCAUAUCAUUUGCGACGUUGGGCGUUAGAAGGAAAGGGUUUUGGUACACAUAGUGCACUACGAAACGAUGCAAUUGGCCCAUCAAUUCGAAUAAUUCUACAGCCAGGUGGUCUACCCGAUAAAUCGGUAUUGCACAUGCAUACCACUGACUUGGUGGCCGAUCUAAAAGCUGAAAUUGCAAAAUGGUGGGAAGCAUUGCAAGGUGGCGCCAAAUCAUCUGGUGUUGCUGCACCGGUACUAGGAUUUUUAUUAAGCGAAGGACCAUUGAGAAUAAUAACACAAGGUCAAGAGAUCACAUCUGAUUACGAUGAACGAACAAUUGCCGAUGUUGGUUUCAAAGACAAUCAAAUGGUUUAUGUUUCAUUGGGCGGUCGAGGUGGUAGCAGACGUCGCGAAACAUUCGAUCAUCCAUCAUUGCAGGCGGCUCCGCCAAAGGAGUGCUUGCCAACUGUGCUGCUGCUGCAACCGGAUUAUUUUGAAGAGCUUUUUAAUUUGAUGCAAAAAUUGGGUGAUAUGCGUAUUCUUGGUAAGAAUGGUUCAAUGCUUCCAUAUACGAAGGCACAAUUGUUGUCACGACGCGUUUGGGAUAUACUUGCGCUAUUGCCAACCAAUCCAGAUAUUUUGGAGAAUUUUAAGCGUCUUGGGGACACACUUUUGAAUAACGAACAUAGUUUACAACAUGAAAAUGUGGGCGUUGUAAAAUCCAGCCAAAUGGCAGAAUCAUGUGAGGUUCGUGAACAAAUACAAAAACAUUUAGAUCCAAAAAAUUUGCAAAAAUUCAUGUAUUCAUUGCACAUUGUUGAGAGUUUGGUGAAAUCAAAAAACACUGGUUGUUGUUCCACCAACGAAGCCAAUGCAAGAGGUUUACAAGUAAAAUGCAAAUCGAAACAGACCUCACAAAAGAGUAAUAAGAAUGCAGAUUCGGUGCUAAUCACAAAUAAAACUGCCGAAGGCAAUGAAAAUGUGGAUCCACAAGUGAAUUGCCGUAAACCGGAGCCACAAAAAGACGAACUAAUCAAAAGCAAAGAAAUCGAAAGCAUUGAAAUUGAUCGAUCGAUGGAAAUGGCAACAUCUUUACAAACAUCAUCAUCAACAACGGCAACAACAACACCACCAAUAGCGGCACCAUCUGCCAAUGAAGUAAAUCGAAGUACAGUUGCGACCACACAUCAAUGGUUUAACGGUUUUAUUGCAAACGGCGGCCUUCGACAUUUAUUUGAUAUUUUUCUAUCAGGUGUUUUACAAAGUGAUCAUAGUACGGAAAAUGAAUGGCGGACAGAUUGUUUGGCAAGCUUAUUACGAACGCUGUGCCUUUUAGGUGUAGAAGAGCUGAGACCAGAAAAUAAUUUACUAACCGUACCAGCUAUAAAGGAUUGUAUGAUGCAAUUGAUGUCAGCGAAAGCGACAUUGCAUCGAUUGGCAUCGAUUUUAAGUGAUGCGAGUCGACCACCGAAUCCACAUCAAUUCAAAACUGGUUUUUGGGGCCGAGCCCAGGUUAUACAUUACGCAAUGAAUUUGCUCGUUUGUUUGGUGCAUUCAUCAGCACAAGCACGUGAAUAUUUAUGGGUUGAGCCCGAUAUUUGUGCAUGGUUACAACGUUUUAUUCUUGACGAUCCAGAGCCAGCGGUACGACGAGAAGCAUGCGCUGCAUUGUAUCGAAUUUGCUUGGGAAAUUCGGCUGCAUACGAUUCACUGAUGGGACCAGUACUAUCGCGUUUGAUCAGCUUUUUACCGGUUGCCGAGAAAAUGGUAUCGCAAACAGUGAAUCCACAUUUGAUUGCCGAUGAUGGGAAGGAUCCAUAUGGUCCAGCAUGCCGUGAUUAUUUUUGGCUGUUGUGUCGCUUAGUUGAUACUUUAACACCAGAAAGUUUAGAUGAACCAUCAUCAGCGAUUAUUGACAUUGAAGCGCUGUGCCGUCAAGUGUCGAACAGCAUUAUUAAUCGAAAAAUCAUCGAAACACGUUUCAGUGGUCAAGACGAUGGUUUAGUUGGAUUAUUGAAUUUAAUGACGAAUUUAAUCAAAUAUGAUCCACCGUUUAAGUUUAGUUCCGACGCUGAAAUAUUCAUAACACAAGUGUUUGAUUGCCUCUUUGAUUUGCCAUCGCCGCAAAAUCGGCAAAAACCAAAAUGCAAAACACAAUCAUCACGAGCUGCUGCUUAUGAUUUGUUAGCCGAAUUGUGCCGAAAUGCACCAAACAACUUUAAAAUUUUGCAUAGCAAAUUACUGAAGCAACAUCAACCCGGGCCACAUUCACCAUAUCCAUGGGAUUAUUGGCCACGUGAUGACGGCCGCUCUGAAUGCGGUUAUAUUGGUUUAACGAAUCUCGGUGCUACAUGCUAUAUGGCAUCGUGCAUUCAACAUUUAUUUAUGAUGCCACAAGCACGAGAGGCCAUACUUACCGUUGAUCCAAAACAGUCACUCAAACAUGCAACAACACUUCAAGAAUUACAACGAAUGUUUGCCUAUCUUAUGGAAUCAGAACGAAAAUCGUAUAAUCCACGUUCAUUUUGUCGCGUCUAUCAAAUGGAUCAUCAACCAUUGAAUACGGGCGAACAAAAAGAUAUGGCCGAAUUUUUCAUCGAUAUGGUAUCCAAAUUGGAAGAAAUGACACCCGAAUUGAAAACGCUAAUCAAACGAUUGUUUUGUGGUACAUUGAGUAAUAAUGUAGUUUCACUUGAUUGCGGUCAUGUGAGUCGAACACAAGAAGAAUUUUAUACGGUUCGUUGUCAAGUGGCGCAAAUGCGCGAUUUACAUGAAUCAUUGGCCGAAGUAACGGUUAAAGAUACAUUGGAAGGUGACAAUAUGUAUACAUGUGAUCAAUGUGGACGAAAGGUUCGUGCCGAAAAAAGAGCUUGCUUCAAGAAAUUACCCGAAAUAUUGUGUUUCAAUACAAUGCGUUAUACUUUUAAUAUGUUGACAAUGCAAAAAGAGAAGGUAAAUACACAUUUUUCAUUUCCAAUGAAAUUGGAUAUGUCCGGUUAUGUGGAAAAGUCAUUGUUGCCACAACAAUAUCAGGAAUCAAAAACUGAUCAAACCGAAUCGACUAAACGAAAUGACGAGAAAUGCACAAAUGAACAACAAGAUAUGGAGAAAAUGGAAGUGGAUGGUGCUGGUGCCAAUGCUUCGGUUUUAUGUUUGGAUGAUGGUUUAAACGACCAAUACGAAUACAGUUUGAUUGGUGUGACUGUCCACACUGGCAAUGCCGAUGGUGGUCAUUACUAUAGUUUUAUUAAAGAACGCAAUGGUCCACAUCCACAUGGUCCGGAUCGUUGGUUUUUGUUCAAUGAUGCUGAAGUAAAACAAUUCGAUCCAUCUCAAAUCGAAGCCGAAUGCUUUGGCGGUGAAAUGACGAGCAAAACAUAUGACACAGUAACGGAAAAAUAUUUAGAUUUCAGUUUUGAAAAAACCAAUUCGGCCUAUAUGCUAUUCUAUGAGCGUGUACCAUCACAUCAAUCGUCAAAUGAAGCACAUUCAGAUCAUGGUUCGUUUGAUGAGAAUGUUAAAAUUGAUGAUUCAUACGAACAAGCAUGUUGUUCAACAACAACGCCGGUGCAACCAACAACAGCUACCACUCCACCAUCGAUGAACAAAACACACGGUGAUUUUAAUAAAAUGAACGAAACAUUCGAGAAUUCGGUGAUAUCGACAAGCUUAGACGAAAAAAUCGACGAACCAACAUCCACAAUAAAUCCACCACCAUCACCACCAGCCACUGAUUCAAUAACAGAGGAUUUAGCGGUAGAGCAUAAUAAAUGUGAUAUAGAUACUAAGAGUGGUAGUGAUUGCAAUGAAAAUGCGGAUAAAACAAUCGAUGCUAAUAACAAAACAAUAGCAUUUGCUGCGUCAACAAGCUCAACGAAAAAGACGACGACUACGACGACCACAACACCGAUAACAACACCAUUCAGACAUUUGCUGAACAAAGAACUCGAAGAAUGGAUUUGGGAAGACAAUCGCUACUUUCUGCAGGAUCGAAAUAUUUUCGAACAUACGUAUUUCAAUUUUAUGUGGCAAAUAUGCGGAAGUAUUCCACAGUCAUUAUUGCACAAAACUGAUGUUACAUGUAUAGCGGCUCAAUUAUCAGUAUCGUUUUUUAUUGAGACUUUUAUUCAUGCUAAGGAAAAGCCGACCAUGGUUCUAUGGGUCGAAUUGUUAACGAAGCAAUUCAAUGGUAAUCAGGAAGCUUGUGAAUGGUUUUUAACGCAUAUGUCAACGGAAUUUUGGUGGCCGGUGCAAAUUCUCAUCAAAUGUCCAAAUCAAAUGGUGCGACAAAUGUUUCAGCGUUUAGUCAUUCAUGUAAUACAACGAUUGCGUCAAUCCCACUGUAAUUUGUAUUUGAAAUCGGAAACGGAUGCCGAAGGUCGUGAAAUUGUUGGCGAUGCAUCGUGUGUUACGCGAUUUGUAAAAUCGUUAAUAACAAUCAUGGAACAUGGUGCAAAAGCUCAUUUACGUCAUUUGUCUGAAUUUUUUGGUUUGCUUUAUGAAUUCUCACGUAUGGGUGAAGAGGAAACAUUAUUUUUGCUCAAAAUCAAUGUGAUACGCAGUGUGGCCGACUUUUAUUUGGGUCAUAAAACACAAGAUUGCAUUGAUGUUGGUUCUGAUAAUGACGAUAAUUCAUCGGAUGAAACAUUAUCGAUUGAUAAAACAAGACCAGCGUCACUCGAUAAAAUGAUAGCUUUAGUGGCAACAUUGGUGGAACGUUCAAGGGGACCAGAUCUUCGGCUUCAAUUGUCUCCAAGGGAUUAUAAUGCGAUUGCUGGCGGCAAGGGAUUUCCGUUUUUAUACCAACAAAUUAAGGAUAACAUAAAUCCACAUCAAACACGACAUUUGAUACAUGCUUUGUGUCGAUGGGACGAACGUUUGGCAAGUCAAAUAAUUUCAAUGCUAUUUACAUCGGUUACACGGCACAUUGAAUUGUGCGGUCCAUUUUUCAAAUUGCUAACAUUGUUAACGGAAUCGUCGGGCGGACCAUCGGGUUUGCCAUGUUUUUCUCAAUUGGUUUUGUCACGAGUUUGGGAUGCUGCUGAAUUUUGUCCACAAUCAGCGCUCGAUUGGUUAGCCGUACAAGCACCAAGAAAUAAAAUCGCACAUGCAUGGAUUUUACAAUCAGCCGAAAGCUGGGUUGAACAGUUCCUUCUAGCCCAUAAUAAUGCCAAAGUGCGAAAUGCUGCCGCUUAUCUUCUGGUGUCGUUGGUUUCAUCACAAUCCUUCCGCACAAACUAUCGUGCCGCUUCAUUAAAAUUACAAGUGCAUACAUCUCAUCGUGAUCUCAGUGACGAGGCUACGCUAAUAUUGCAUACCAUUUUGAAUUUAUUGCUCCGCUUACUGCGACCAGCCAGAGUUUAUACCGAUAUAUUGGUGCAUGGACCAAGUAAAUUGUCAGCCUAUUUUGGCCUAAUGACCUAUUGUAUGGUAUCAAAAACCGAAAAACUUAUGUUAACACCAUACAUUCGAACUCUAUGGGAUCUAUUUCAUCCACGUUUGUCAGAGCCAAGUGUUCCUGCUCACCAUAAUAAACAAGCUCUUCUUGCAUUUUGGUAUCAUGCAACAAAUGAUUGCCCCGAAAAUGCACAAGCCGUCGCAAAUUGCCCCGAGAUAACCCGAAAUAUUGCAUUUAAUUAUAUUUUAGCUGAUCAUGAUGAUGUCGAUAUUGUAGCCUAUAAUCGUGCUAUGUUACCUGCAUAUUAUGGUUUGUUGCGUUUGUGUUGUCAACAAAGUAGAUCGUUGACACGACAAUUGGCCGCCCAUCAAAAUUUACAAUGGGCAUUCAAAAAUAUAACACCGCAUCCAACGCAAUAUGCAAUGGCCGUUGAUGAGCUUUUUUCAUUGAUGAAUCUAUUUGCGGCUCGCCAUCCAGACGAUACUGAAGCUGAACAACGUGAAAUUGCGACAUUCCGUAGAACAACAUUGUCUGCAUACUUAACGGGUAUCGAUGCUCGCGUCUCAUGGGGAACAUUGAUAGCAGCAUUACGAAUUUUGGUGGAUAACGAUGAUGAUCGAUUGUUUGUUGUUUAUAAUGGUGGCAUUGCAAUGUGUUUUGAAGCAUUGAUAACCUUACAUUCCAUGUAUCAUGAAGCAACGGCAUGUCAUGUGUCGGGCGAUUUGCAGGAAUUGUUAACCGAAUUGGCAUUGCUUGUAAAAGCAUUGCGAAUAAAUGCACGCGAACAGAAAAAACGACCGCCACAAAGUGCGCUCAAACAUUUACCGGACGCUGUACGACGUUUGGCCACAUUACUUAAUACACACAAUCCACCACAAAUGCGUAGUUUGGCUUUGGACGUUCUCACCGAAUUGGUACGAAAUCCGAAUCUCGAGGUGGUUGUCAUUUUGUGUCCAUUACUAUUGACAUGUCAUAUGCAAGCACAAGACUCACCAAAUAUUAUCGGACCGAUUGGACCAUAUUUUCCACGUCGUAGCAGUGUCAAAGCACAAUACAAUAACAUAGUUAAAAAUCAUCCACGACCACCGCGUUCAAUGAGUUCAAUGGUUCAAAUGAGCAUACCUCAAUCGCAAAUCAUACAACGUGGCAUUGACAAAGAAUUUGAUUGUGGAUUGGACGCAUUCUAUCGACCGUAUCACGAUUUCUUGGAUGUUAUGAUGCGAAUGGCUGUCAAUAUGAACACACUUAAUGAAUCAUUGGUUAAUCUUCAUUGUUUGGCUGGUAUCGAGGGAGCCACCAUGCAUUUUAACCUGUUUCCGAGAUUUUGGGUUGGCAUUUACAACAAUAAAACUACACACAAAUGGGUCGAAUUACUAAUAUCGAAUUCAAAUCUCAUCGAUUACAUGUACGCAAUUUUACGUGAAAAACGUGUUUCACUCAAUGAUCCAGUCAUAUUGACAUUCAUUGAAAUGUACUUCCCAAAGGUUUCUCUUCUACAUAUCGAUCGCUUGAUUGAGUCCAUAUGCCAAACGUUACUUACAAAGGAAAAUUAUGAAGAGAUUUGCGGUGAUUUGCUUGCACUAUGUGUAAUUACUCAAAAAGGAGUUCGGAUACCUUCAUUCACAUUACGUGAAAUGAAACGAUGCUUACAAGCAUUUUAUUCACGUUUCAAAGAUAAACUAUCGCCUUUAGACGAUGAAGAUUCCACUCCGCCACCAAUGAAAAAGCAACGAAAAUCAUCAUCGUCGGACAGUGAUUUCUAUGAAACACAAUCGUCGGCAAACAAAACAAACGAGAGCAAAAGUGAUGAUCAAACAACAGCGUCCACAUCAUUAACAACAUCAACACCCUUAUCUGAUGAAAAAGACACAUCGUUAAAAUCCGAAAGCACCGAAAACACCGAUGAUCAACCGCAAGAUGAUGAAAUGAAUGGUAAAAAGAUGGUCAUCGAACAGCAACAACGGUCAAAACCAAAUCUAUCCACAUCGCCAACGAGCUUAUCAAAUUCAUCGUCGGUAUCAACUGGAUCAUCGCCCGACUCGCAUGCAUUGGCAAUAAACACUUCCACCGAACAUGAGCAAAGUCUCGAAGAACGUAAAAUAUUGCGAAAAAUUGAUUAUCAUUUGAUGGAUAUUUUUCAGCAUUUGGAAGAAUUGGAAAUUGAGACUGCCGAAUCUGAAUCUGGUUCAAGUCGAUAUAAUACAACACUACCGAAAAAUAAUUGCACCAUCAGCGACACAAGUAACACUAGCGAUAACAUUACAUCAACUAGUCACAAAAUAUCAUCAACGGCAAGCUCAAUUGCUGACGAUGACAUCGGAACUGAACCAGGUCCUGGCCCAUCACAAUAGCACACCACCUUCUUCUGCCGCAAAAUAUUGUCCAUAUCUAAGGAAUACAUAAAAUAAAUACACAAAAUACGAUUUUCAAUGUAGGAUGGAUACAAAAAUUGAAAUAUGAAAAAAAAGCAAACAAAACUUUUUUCCGCUUGAAAAAAAUACAACACAAUGAAAACCAAACAAACAGAAAUAUAACUGAACUAUUGAAUCUUGAUUUAAAAGGAAAAGAAUAGAAAAAAUGGACGGAGGCCGAUAAAUAAGACAAAAAACAACAACAAAACAUAACACACAAAGUAAGCGAUAAACGGAAAUGGUAAAAAAAAACAUAAACAUAAGAAUAAAAACUUUGUUCAUUGUUUCUCUUUUUAAAAAAACACAAAAUGUUGAUUAUUGUCAAAAGUAUAUCUAUCGAUAUUAUUUAUUUUUUUCUUUGAAAAUGCAAAUUAUAUUUUCUUUUGAAUUGAUUACUGCGAAUAAAAUUAUAACUUGAA